Molecule: messenger RNA, 2016 nt
Organism: Linum trigynum
Lineage: Eukaryota; Viridiplantae; Streptophyta; Magnoliopsida; Malpighiales; Linaceae
Source: the annotation of a GenBank genome assembly
GUUUCGGCCUGCCGUUCCGCGUUUCUGAGUUGUCUCAAUCCGUUUCGUUCUUUCUCUGAAGCUGGUGCCGCUGGCCCAUUAUUUGGACGGUCCAGAAGAGCUAUUCAAGCUACACAACAUUGUAUAGGCUAGGCCGAAGUGAGCAAGCCCAAGCUUGAGUUGUAGGCCUGAUGCCAGAUUCGGGCCUGUUCGGCCGGGCCCAACUUCGGCCAACCCUGGCCCUAAAGCCGGUAAGCUGUAGAAACGUGUGGCCGAGGGGUGAAACGGCUGGAGAAACGUCGAAACGCGAAACGUUUCCCGUGAUCAAAACUGAAAUCGAAACGCGAGAAAUUGACGAUAAAUUGAAAUUGACGGUAUUUUGACGAUAUGGCGAUAUAUCGCGAUAUUUUUCGAUAUUUUGGUUUCCCGCGAUAUAUUGCCAUGCGGGUAGCUUAGGUUCCCGAGAAAUAGUCGAAAUGAGCAGAAAAAAUACUGCAAAAUUACACGAAAAAUAGAGCGAAUUAUACAGAGAACUAUGAACUUCCAAACUAACCUUUCGUCCUCUGUUGAAAAACUUUAUUUACAUCGGAGAAACCAGAGAGAUAGCGGUCGAAAACGUCGGAAGAUCGAUUCCCAGCGGAUUAGAGUUGCGAGUCCGGCAAGGUGCUUCUCUCUCUGUCUCUGUAAGCAUAACAGCAGGCGGUUGCUUUGAGAUUUUCCCUUUGUGGGGGGUUCAUUCAUUCUUUCUUCCCGCUCGUUGUUGCUUCUUUGAUUUCUGUCCUUCCCAUGGAUUCUUGUUCAAGAGUUGCAAUAAAGUUCAGAUAUUUGCCUGUUAGUUAUUAUGUCUCCCCUUCUCAUUCGAAUCGAUUCUCUGAUUUCCCCAAUCUAAACCCCAAACAUCGGGGACAAAUUGAAAGAGAAACUCUGGCUAGAUAAGGGAUUGGAAGAACAGGGGAGAAACGAGAAGUGAAAGGGAACUGUUGGGAACAAUAAGUUAAAUGAGCAAUAAUAUUUUUUUAAGGGUUAAUAUUUUCGUAUGGUUUCAACUUUGACCAAAAUAAAUACCCCGGCCAAUUUUUUUGAUCUAUAACAUUCUGAUCCCAACUAUACACCAAAAAUAAAUAAACGAUUUGGCCAGAUUCGACUUUUGACCGUUAACUUGGACGGUCAAACAUCGGGUUUGGCCAUUUUUUUUUGUGUAUAGUUCGGGCCAGGAUGUUAUAGAUCGAAAAGAUUGGCCAGGAUGUUUAUUUUGGUCAAAGUUCAGGCCAUACGAAACUAUCAACCUUUUUUUUUAUCAAUCCACCACCAUAUUUUAUUUAUUUAUUGCAUUACUAGUUUGAUUAUGUUUGUCCCAAUAACUCGAAUUGUUGGGAAAGAGAUAGUUAAGCCUUUUAAUCUUUUACACGUUCUCUCAAACGAAAGUCUGAUGCUGAAUUGUGAUAGUUUGCAUAGGUUGGACAUAUCAUCCCUUGAGCUAAACAAAUGGUUGAAAUUAGAGGUCGUCAUGAGCAUUCAAAACCAUGACCUUUCGAUUUUAGACUCCGAGCUCACGAGCCAGCCCUCCCAGCGGCUCGCCCUCGAUGCCGACGGCGCCGAAUACUUGCAGUGCCUGCUUUGUACUGAUGCGAUGAAGGGCAGACGCGAACGCCCGGAUGCUUUGGCAAGAAUGCUAGUUCCUUCUUCGUUGGUCCGAAGAAGAGUGUUCAUGUCACCCUUGUGCAGUUGUGCUCAUAGUCGUAAACAAGAACAUCAACAUUUGAUGCAGUUGGUGUGACGAAAUAUCAUCAACGACAUAACGUAUAAUCAUCGUUUAUGUUUGUUCAUAACUUCGUAUAUGCAACUUAUCUCUGCACGAAAUAUCAUCAACGAAUCAACCAAAAUUUAAUCCAAUCAUCAUUUCAACGAACUGAUCAUGUAAUCUAAUCAACCACUCGUUAUUUUGUGAUGGAUGCAAUCAAUUACUUUUUUAUAUUUAAAAAAAAUAAGAAGGCAUAAGAAACUGUCCUUUUUAUAUAAUGAAUAUAAUUAUACUUA